Messenger RNA from Plasmopara halstedii, 156 nucleotides. RefSeq lists its product as uncharacterized. The record is from RefSeq and is a predicted model, not a curated record. Lineage: Eukaryota; Oomycota; Peronosporomycetes; Peronosporales; Peronosporaceae. The coding region runs from base 1 to 156 and encodes 51 amino acids. The transcript has 2 exons.
AUGUAUAAAUUAAGCACUAUUCCAAAUACUCUCGUUUCGCACCUUUUAAAAGCGCACAAACUCAAUUUUGUACGUUUAUCAACACGAACACUUCGACUUAAAAAAUCUGUGGACAAAAGUGCGUGGCAACUUCGUAGCACUCGAGGCCACAACUGA